AUGGCUGAAACCCUUGUUACGCGCAAACGGACCAUUCAAAGUAGAACAAAGGUGAAAACCGGAUGUACAACCUGCAGAAUACGAAAGGUCAAAUGCGACGAGGGCAAGCCAUCCUGCCUGAAAUGUGUCAACACUGGCCGUACCUGCGACGGCUACGAGUCUCCCUUUAGACUUGUUACGAGCCAACCCACUCACAGCCCUCAUACUGGUAGCACGAAGCCAAGUGCGGGCUCACUUGUCACCCGGCACACCGUGAUUGAGAUCUCCCCCAAGGACAUCGAUCUCCUAAGCCGUCACUUCUCAACCAAGACCAUAUUUAACGUCAAACUGGGUUGCGAUGAAGAGGCCAGGCAAGUUCUCCAAGCUAGCCUGACUGACCCACCAAUACAACACGCAGUUUCGUCCCUUCGAGCUCUCCGGGAACAUCUUGAGGCUUCCGGAGAUCUUCCGAUGUCUCUUGGGCAGCGACAUCCGAGCUAUGGCUCUGACUACGGCCUGCAGCAAUAUUGCAUGGCCCUAGGGGGUCUCGCCUCCAGCCUGUCGUCUCCAGGAUCCAACGGACUGAAGUCGGCAUUACUUUGCUGUCAGAUCUUCAUAAGUAUUGAGCAAGUUCGAUGGAAUUUCACUGCCAUGGCCAGGCAUAUGAUUCAAGGACUCAGCAUAAUGCAUGAGUACCGGGCAAGGCCAACCUUUGCUGGAAACAGAUUAGUGCCGGCGCACCAUAGCCAGCUACCCUUGCUGGAUGUCUUUAUCAUCAAGAUGUUUGCUGCGCCAUGCAAGUUUGCGGAGCCUCCAGCAGCGGUCGAGAGAAGCAGAGUGGCGGUAGCUUACAAGGCUCGCAACAUCGACGCUUGA
Messenger RNA from Fusarium keratoplasticum, 855 nucleotides. RefSeq names its product Zn(2)-C6 fungal-type domain-containing protein. Lineage: Eukaryota; Fungi; Ascomycota; Sordariomycetes; Hypocreales; Nectriaceae. The transcript has 3 exons. The coding region runs from base 1 to 855 and encodes 284 amino acids. Gene Ontology annotation, biological process: regulation of DNA-templated transcription. Gene Ontology annotation, molecular function: DNA-binding transcription factor activity, RNA polymerase II-specific; zinc ion binding. The record is from RefSeq and is a predicted model, not a curated record.